Molecule: messenger RNA, 2007 nt
Organism: Erigeron canadensis
Lineage: Eukaryota; Viridiplantae; Streptophyta; Magnoliopsida; Asterales; Asteraceae
Exons: 2
Coding region: 1-2007 (668 amino acids)
Source: RefSeq, a predicted model, not a curated record
AUGUUUAAUGUAUUGGAAAAUGAGGUUGGUGAAAAUGAUAAUGUUGAUGAAAAUGAUAAAAAUGAUGAAGAUGAUAAUGGUGAUGCAAAUAAGAAUGAUGGAUUUCAACAAGUAUUUGCCGACUCAAAAGAAGACUUGUAUGAAGGUUGUAAAAAAUAUUCAAAACUUUCUGCGGUACUGAGAUUGUUUAAUGUAAAAGCAAACCAUAAUUGGAGUGAUAAAAGCUUCAAAGAACUUUUAAAAGUCUUCCAUGACAUGCUCCCCGUAGGUAAUAAGUUGCCCGUUUCGCUAUAUGAAGCAAAAAAAAUGUUAUGUCCGAUGGGAAUGGAAAUGGAACGAAUAGCAGCAUGUCCAAAUGAUUGUGUUUUAUAUAGAAACCAGUACAAAGAUCUCCAUGAAUGUCCCAAAUGUGGUGCAUCUAGGUAUGAGCGUAAAAAACAAACGAAAGUUAGCGGUAAUGUGACGAAGAAUGGCCCGCCAGCUAAAGUUUUGUGGUAUUUUCCCAUCAUACCAAGACUAAAACGGUUAUUUGCAAGCCCGAAAGAUGCAAAAUUGUUGCGUUGGCAUGAGGAAGAACGUAAAAAGGAUGGAAAAUUAAGACAUGUGGUCGAUUCACCUCAAUGGAGGAAUAUAGAUCAUACAUUCGAUGAAUUCAGAAAUGAGAUCAGAAAUAUCAGAUUUGGACUUAGUUCAUAUGGAAUUAAUCCGUUUGGAAACAUGAGUAGCCGUCACAGCACUUGGCCCGUUCUUUUAUGCAUUUAUAAUCUUCCACCUUGGUUAUGCAUGAAACGAAAAUAUAUUAUGAUGUCUUUAUUUAUUCAAGGUCCGAAACAACCCGGUAAUAAAAUUGAUGUGUAUUUGUCUCCAUUGAUUGACAACCUCAAAACAUUAUGGAGCCCGGGAGUUCAGGUUUAUGAUGGGUAUUUGCAUGAAAAUUUUCGGCUACGGGCCAUGAUUUUUUGCACUAUCAGUGAUUUCCCAGCAUAUGGGAACUUGUCAGGGUGUGAUACGAAAGGGGCUAAGGCGUGUCCCAUAUGCCACGAUUACACAUGUUCAAGAUGGUUGAAAUAUUGUAAGAAAACAGUGUACAUGGGGCAUAGAAGAUCACUUCCACCUGAUCAUCCAUACCGUAACAUGGAUAACUUGUUCGACGGUUAUAGUGAAUUCGGAAGUCUGCCACUACCAUCCAACGGAGAAACUGUAUUUUCUCAGGUUGAAAACUUCCAGAAUGAGUUCGGUAAAAAAAGAAAACGAGGGAAAUCUGUUGAAAUUUGGAAAAAAAGGUCUAUAUUUUGGGAUUUACCAUAUUGGAAGGAUUUACAAGUCCGACACUGUAUAGAUGUUAUGCAUAUUGAAAAAAAUGUUUGUGAUAGUUUGAUCGGGUUACUAUUGAAUAUUCCAGGGAAAACCAAAGACGGAGUUAAUGCUAGAAAAGACAUGGUCGAUAUGAAAAUACGGCCAGAAAUUGCUCCGCAGGAGAAUAGUGAUGGGAAGCGAACUGACUAUCUUCAUGGUUCAAAAAGUAUUGGACUUUCAGAGGGUCGACACGAGGGUAGACUUGCCGGGGUUGGAACAAUUGGAAAGAAAGAGGAGUUUCCGUCAAAAGAUUAUAUGCAUCAGGCACAUUAUACAGUCUUACAACACAUGACAUGUAUUGGUAUAUACGUACAUGAGCACAAACGCUUUUUAAAAACGACAAACAGGAAUAAGAGUGACAAAUUUUUGGCCGUUGAACAUUACAACACAUUUGCAUCAUGGUUAAAAGAUAAGAUAAGUAACUUAGUAGAUGUGGAUGAAGAGGUUAAAAGGUUGGCAUAUGGUCCGAGUGAGAGCGUAACAAAGUAUCAAGGUUAUGAUAUAAAUGGUUAUACAUUUUACAUGAAGCAACAAGAUGCAAAGAGCACAUUGCAAAAUAGUGGAGUAACACUAAUAGCCACAACAACAGGAUUUCCACGAGGUCGUCGGUCGCGAAGGAUUCUUAUUAUGGUGUUAUUGAAGAAAUUUUAG